Messenger RNA from Penicillium manginii, 1884 nucleotides. Its product is annotated as putative proline--tRNA ligase AIM10. The record is from RefSeq and is a predicted model, not a curated record. Gene Ontology annotation, cellular component: mitochondrion; cytoplasm. The transcript is spliced from 7 exons. Gene Ontology annotation, molecular function: ATP binding; proline-tRNA ligase activity. NCBI's taxonomy places the organism in Eukaryota, Fungi, Ascomycota, Eurotiomycetes, Eurotiales, Aspergillaceae. The coding region runs from base 1 to 1884 and encodes 627 amino acids. Gene Ontology annotation, biological process: prolyl-tRNA aminoacylation.
AUGAUUUCGGCGUUACGGCCAGCUCACAGUCGCCUGUGGAAGGGCCGAUUGGCGUUGGUGCCUCGUGUUCAGCGAUGCCAACUUCAUUAUGACGGCCGGAACAGAGUGUCAAAUUUCUGGAUCCCUACAGGUGGCAUAUCUAAGAAGCCUGUUGAGGGGGCAAAUGAGGAUGCCAAUGAUCUUCUAAUUCGAGGCGGAUUUCUUCGACAAGCUUACUCUGGCGUCUUUCAUCUUCUCCCACUGGGACUGCGGGUGCAGGACAAGCUUGAACGUUUAAUUGACAAGCACAUGCGCUCACUGGGAGCAUCCAAGGUCUCACUUUCAUCUAUCUCUUCCCAGGAACUGUGGGAGAAAUCCGGUCGAUUGACCGAAGGCUCCGCCGAGGUCUUUCGCUUCCAUGACCGGAAGGAUACUCGCUUUCUCCUCGCGCCCACUCAUGAAGAGGAAAUUACAUCCCUCGUGGGCAGUCUCACUACAUCCUACAAGAGUCUGCCUCUUCGGGUCUAUCAAAUAACGAGAAAAUACCGAGAUGAGGCCAGGCCAAGGCAGGGACUUCUCCGCGGCCGUGAAUUCGUGAUGAAAGAUCUCUAUACAUUCGACUACAACGUUUCCGAGGCCCUAAAGACCUACCAGGCCGUGAAAUACGCCUACACCCAGAUUUUCGACGAACUAAAAAUUCCCUAUCUCGUCGCUGCAGCCGAUUCCGGGAACAUGGGUGGCAGUCUCAGCCAUGAGUACCACUUCAUCAGCGCGAAGGGCGAAGACCGAGUAGUAAGCUGUUCACACUGUGAUCACGUGUACAAUGAAGAACUGGCAGAUGGAAAAACACACAAGUUCAAUGAGACCGAAGAAAGUUCCACUCUUCCGGGCUUCCAGACUGAGGAUGCCAAGGUCGAAGGCGGCGCAACUAUCUCCAAUGGCAUGUGGAUGGCCAUCUCGCACGAUGGAAACACUCUCCUCCGGGGUUGGUACCCGAAAUAUUCCAUGCAAAAUGGAUCCACGGAGCCCGUUGAAAGACAUGUCAACUCACAUGCUGUGAAGGCCAUCGCCACCGCUGCAGGCAUCGAUCUUGAUCUGAGCGUGGAGAAUCCCAAAGAGAAAUGGACGGCACAUGUUCAGUCUCGAUCAUCUGAGCAGAAGCCACGAGUGCUGGAUCUUUAUGACUCACAAGUGCGAGUGUACCAACGUCCUCCACUCAGCGAUCUCCUAGAAGAAAUUGGUUGCACCGCUACGGAUAUCGAGUACUCCAAACUGGAUCGUUUCCCGGGUACUUCGAACCAGCUUAGUCUCGUUCGCGUGCAUGACGGAGACAGUUGCUCACAGUGUGCUGAUGGCCAAUUGACGAGCAACCCUGCGGUCGAACUGGGACACACUUUCCAUCUGGGUACAAGGUAUAGUGAGGUGCUCCAAGCCUCGGUCUCUGUCAAUCAAGCAGUUCUCGACGGAUCCGCUGAAUCGGGUGGCAAGUCUUCCAAGGAGCAAAUUGUUCCGAUGGAGAUGGGCUGCCACGGGAUUGGUGUUUCUCGUUUGAUUUCGGCCGUUGCGAACCGCUUAGCAGAUCCCAAGGGGUUGAACUGGCCCCGUGCUAUCGCACCUUUCGAUGUUGCCGUUGUACCUACGAAGGGACUGGAUGCUGUUGCCGAGAGGAUAUAUGACAGCCUUACUUCUAUUUCGGUAGACACGUUGCUCGAUGAUCGGGAUAAGGGCAUGGGCUGGAAAUUGGGUGAUGCAGACCUGAUUGGAUACCCGGUGCUCGUGGUCGUGGGCAAUGGGUGGAAGAAGAAUCAAACACUGGAAGUACAGUGCCGUCGCCUGGGUGUGAAAGAGAAUGUGUCUAUGGACAGUCUGCCUACAGUUGUGGAAGGUCUUUUGUCGCAACUAUAA